GACGCAGUUUCGUUUUUGACCUGGAAUUGCACGCUUCUCGUCGACGACCACGAUGCACAUAGCGUCCGCUGGUCUGCACGAAUCGUACGAGGAACGCGAUUAACCGCGUUUCAAUAGCUUCAAUAAACACCAAUUCGAUCAUCAAUUUCGGUUCUCGUGCGCUAAGAGUGCGCACGCACGUAUGUUCGAAGGUCAUACCCCGUGGACGUGACGUUGUUAUUUUUCCUCGCGAGGUUUCCACGCACCACCGAGGAGCGCAACCGAACAUCAUUAUAGAUAUAGUGAACGUGUGUUGUCUCAACCGUCGAUUACGUCGACGUGUCGAAUAGUUUGCAGUCGGUGCUGCUCGCAAACGAGCUGAACCACGCAAUCCAACGUUUUAAUGAGCAAUAUGGUUGUGUGAAAAAUUCAAAUUCAACAAAAGACGGGUCAUCUUUAACUGCAGUGUGAUAAAAAUAAUGAAAAUUUGUUCUGGCCCGGCAUACAUCAAACACCGUCCCAGAGUGACAUGUACAGCAGUCAAUCUCAAAGUUUGUGUUCAGACCGUCUGGUGGCUGAUGAAAGUGUCGCAAUUGUCACGCAUCACAAAAAACGCAAGCUGGACCAACUACAUAACGCUGCUUGCGGCCCUGAAAACUAUCACCAUAAUAAAUAUAAAUUGAGUUCGUUACACCACCAUUACGAACCAAUUGUUGAGUUGGUGCCAUAUGAACCAAUCAAGUAUCGAAAACAUCAUGGUACUUCUAUUGCUCCAUCCAAUAUUAAGACAAGUCCAUCGUCUGCACAUAAUCAGAAUUUUAUACGGGCAUCAACUAUCAAAUUAUUAGAUACAUACCAACGCUGCGGACAAAAGCGAAAAUCGUGUGAAGGCGGUGUGACAAAUGGUGUGGAGUCAAGUUGUGGCGCUGGAGGAGCAAAUACUGCAUCAACAACAACCACCACAACUACCACAACGGGGCAACAAGGGAAACAGGGUGCUGAUGGUGAUUAUCAGUUGGUCCAGCACGAAGUAUUGUACUCAAUGACGAACCAAUACGAAGUUCUAGAAUUUUUGGGUCGAGGAACUUUUGGUCAGGUUGUAAAAUGUUGGAAAAAAGGAACAAAUGAAAUAGUUGCCAUUAAAAUAUUAAAGAACCAUCCAUCAUAUGCUAGACAAGGUCAAAUUGAAGUGAGCAUUCUGUCACGAUUAAGUCAAGAAAAUGCAGAUGAAUAUAACUUUGUUCGUGCCUAUGAGUGUUUUCAACACAAAAAUCAUACUUGUUUGGUGUUUGAAAUGUUGGAACAAAAUUUAUAUGAUUUUCUCAAACAAAACAAAUUUAGUCCACUUCCAUUGAAAUUUAUUCGACCAAUAUUACAACAAGUUUUGACUGCUUUAUUAAAAUUAAAGGAUUUAGGUCUUAUUCAUGCAGAUUUAAAACCAGAAAAUAUAAUGCUUGUUGAUCCUAUCCGUCAACCAUACAGAGUUAAAGUUAUUGACUUUGGUAGCGCAUCUCAUAAAAGUAAAGCUGUAUGUAAUACAUAUUUGCAGAGCAGAUACUACAGAGCUCCAGAAAUCAUUCUCGGUUUACCAUUCUGUGAAGCAAUUGACAUGUGGAGUUUGGGAUGUGUAGUAGCAGAAUUAUUUUUGGGUUGGCCAUUAUAUCCAGGUUCAUCAGAAUAUGAUCAAAUACGUUAUAUAUGUCAAACACAAAAUUUACCUAAUUUAGACAUGUUAACAAAUGCUUCAAAGACUUCAAAGUUUUUCUACAGAGAUGUGACAUAUCAAAAUAAUUGGAGGUUAAAGAUAAUGGAAGAGCAUGAAGCUGAAACUGGAAUUAAAUCGAAAGAAGCAAGAAAAUAUAUAUUCAACUGUUUGGAUGAUAUUGGACAGGUAAAUGUGCCAACAGAUUUAGAAGGUGGUGAAUUAUUAGCAGAAAAAGCAGAUAGGCGAGAAUUCAUUGACCUUCUUAAAAGAAUGUUGUCCAUGGAUCCGGCCAAUAGAAUACAUCCUAAUACUGCUCUUCUUCAUCCAUUUGUUACACUUGCACAUUUAGUAGAUUUUGCGCGAUGUGAUAAUGUUAAAGCAAGUGUACAAAUGAUGGAAGUUUGUCGACGAGCCUUACCAGAUCAUCAUUCAAGUUCUGGUCAAGCAGUACUAGUGCCAGCAACUAAUGCUAAUGUUACACUUACUUUUAAUAAUCAAUAUCAGUUAUAUAAUAGCCGUUCUAUGGCUCGCCAGUAUAGUAGUAGUUCAAAUCAACAUCAAGCUCAUCUCUCAAUACUUUGUUCUGCUGGUCCUGGAGCUUAUCAAACUGGAACAUCGCCUCCAAAACAUGUUGCUGUUAUGCCACCUCCACCUCAUCCAUCACAAUUGCAAAUACAACAUUCAACUAGUUUAAUUACACAACAGCCUGGUGGUGGUCAGCAACAAUAUGUACCUGUAUCCAUGGUUGAUGGAAGCCGCCAAAUGAUUGCUACUUGGCCAGCUCCACCUGGACCUCACCAUCGUCAAAUGACUAUUGUUCCUCCACCUGGUGCAGGAACUGCUUCAGCUGCAUGGCAUCCUGGUUCUGCUGUUGCUGCAGCUGAUUGGGCAGCAACAGUUCCCAGACCUCUGAUUGUUGAUUCAGCUACUGCAAUCUUACAAGAUCAAAGACAAGUAGCAUUUACAACAGCUGAUGUUUAUGAAGGUAUAUUGGAUAGCCCAACAAUGGUUGGUACCAUUUGGGGUAGUUCCAAUAAUAGUGGAAAAUCACGUUCAACUAAAACACAUAUGGCUCCUCCUCAACCCCAUCAUCACCAUUCAAAUUAUCAACAAGCACCACCUGCUCAUCACCAUCACCAUCAUCAUAGACAAGACAAAAAAGAUACUGUUAUUAAUACAGUAAAUCAACUGAGUCCAGUAAAGAAACGAGUGAAAGAAGGAACUCCUCCUCAAGAGUAUGAUGGAAGAGUAAAUAGAGGAAAUUUAUUAUCAUCUUCAAACAAUAUUCCGAAUUGGCACCAACCUUCACCUACUUAUAAACAACUGAUUAAUAAUCGACAACAUACUAUAACUAUUCAUGAUACUCCAUCUCCUGCAAUUUCUGUUAUUACUAUAUCAGAUAGUGAAGAUGAAGCUUCAACAAAAGGAGCUCAGUUGAAUAUCAAAACUAACCGUAACAACCGAAAAAAUGUAAUUUCAUGUGUAACAGUUGGAGAAAGUGACAAUGAAGAACAACUACAAUCGAAACCUUUGAUUUACCAUCAAAAACAACUUCAAAGUUUACGUUCAACACCAGUAAUUUAUCAAUCUUCAUCUAAAAAUUCUAAUAUACAAAGUGGAGAAUAUAUUGCUUGUCGCAAUAGUCCUCCGGGUAUAGAGUUAAAUGGUGGCCGUCAAUAUUCUCAACAUCCUUCAAUUAACAACUCUCAGCAACCAAUUUAUAUGCCACAAUUGCAAUUACCAAGUGAAGUAAAACAUGAACCCCAUUAUAGUUCUUCUCAUGGUACCAAUACCAUGUCCCAGUCACAGAUUAAAAGAAUUGUAUCAAAAGGGCAACAUGCACAUCAAAAUCAAGAUUGUAGCAUUUUUAAUACUUCUGGAACAAACAAACCUGAACCACCCCAAGCUAUUGAAUAUUACUGUAGUGGAACAAAUUGUAAAGAUCCUUAUCAUUAUGUCACACCACAUGAUCAGCAUAUAGUAUAUGCUAGUGACAAACGUUUAUCGUACGCAAUUCCAUCAGCUCAUAAACGAAACAUUAAUAAUCCAAUGGAUUAUCAACUACAGCCUCCGGUAGCACAUUCAAGUAGAGAUUCUCAUAUUAUAAGUGCUUCAAAAACAGCAUGGACCCAGCAAACAAUACCAGUGCACCAAGCUUAUAGGAGCCAUGUAGCUGAUUACACAGCUGCUCAUCUUUCACCACAAGCUCUUGGAACCAACCGUGGUCUUUCUCCAUUGGCAGGUCAACCUUUAUAUCAUCAAAGUGAUAUUUACCGCCGACAAGCUGUAUAUGUCACAACAGGUCAACCACCUACUGCUGCUGCUUAUUUACCAUCCCCACAAGUUCCAGCUACUGCUUUCACUACCGGCCCUAUUCCUCCUCCUGCUCAUCACGCAAGUGCGAGACCAUUACUUACUACCCACGCUACCCACCCAUUACCAGCUCACAUGCAACCAACUGCUGUCUAUGGUUAUUUAAGUCCAGCAAAAACACAUCACCAAUACCAACCACUUUGGUUUACUGAGUAGGGCUUACCACAGGGUCUUUUCUAGGUCUGACAGAAUGGCACCACUACUUAACAACACAGAUCGUCUAGUCAUUAAAGUCAGACCUCUGUACAUGUUAACAACAAUUGAUAAUGUACAUGCCUAAAGUAAUGUACCCUAUUUAGUAAAUACUUUAUUUUCAAUAUUAAUGGUUCUUUUUGUUUUAUUGCAAAUUAUAAUUUUUAAAUAAUCAUUCGUUGUACUGUCAAACGAAGAAAAAAAACUGACAUUUCAGACUUUAAUAUUGCUUAUAAUUAAAUUUCCUUCACUUAAUUUCUUACUUGACCUUUUAUAUAAUUACCAUUUUUUUU
Sipha flava (yellow sugarcane aphid) is the source of this 4542-nucleotide messenger RNA. RefSeq names its product homeodomain-interacting protein kinase 2 (gene Hipk). The record is from RefSeq and is a predicted model, not a curated record. Gene Ontology annotation, biological process: peptidyl-serine phosphorylation; peptidyl-threonine phosphorylation. Lineage: Eukaryota; Metazoa; Arthropoda; Insecta; Hemiptera; Aphididae. Bases 509 to 4213 code for a protein of 1234 amino acids. Gene Ontology annotation, molecular function: protein tyrosine kinase activity; protein serine/threonine kinase activity; ATP binding. The transcript has 21 exons. Gene Ontology annotation, cellular component: cytoplasm; nucleus.